Molecule: messenger RNA, 555 nt
Organism: Pediculus humanus corporis (human body louse)
Lineage: Eukaryota; Metazoa; Arthropoda; Insecta; Psocodea; Pediculidae
Product: calcium and integrin-binding protein, putative
Exons: 5
Coding region: 1-555 (184 amino acids)
Molecular function (GO): calcium ion binding
Source: RefSeq, a predicted model, not a curated record
AUGGGACAGGGAAGAAGCCAAUUUACAGAAGAAGAACUUCAGGAUUAUCAGGAUUUAACGUACUUUAGUAAAAAAGAAGUUUUGUAUGCUCAUCAAAAGUUUAAAGCUCUUGCUCCCGAAAAAGUAGGGCACAAUAAAAAUGCUAAACUUCCAAUGGCCAAAAUACUUCAAUUCCCUGAAUUAAAAGUUAAUCCAUUUGGUGACAGAAUAUGCCAAAUAUUUAGUUCUAGUCAGGAUGGAGAUUGUACUUUUGAAGAUUUUUUAGAUAUGAUGUCUGUAUUCAGUGAUGCAGCUCCAAAAGCUGUGAAAGCCGAACAUGCAUUCAGAAUAUUUGAUUUUGAUGGUGAUGAUAUGUUGGGAGUUCCAGAUUUAAGGAAAGUUAUCGAUAGGUUAACAGGUUCACAAUGUUUAAGCGAACAAGAAGUACAGUUAGUAAUUCAAAAUCUCUUGGAAGAAGCCGAUUUAGAUGAUGAUGGAGCUCUGUCUUUUGCAGAAUUCGAACACAUUAUUAAUAAGUCAUCUGAUUUUAUUAACACUUUUCAAAUUAGAUUAUGA